This is a messenger RNA of Microdochium trichocladiopsis, 1949 nucleotides long. RefSeq lists its product as uncharacterized. Bases 481 to 1596 code for a protein of 371 amino acids. NCBI's taxonomy places the organism in Eukaryota, Fungi, Ascomycota, Sordariomycetes, Xylariales, Microdochiaceae. The record is from RefSeq and is a predicted model, not a curated record. The transcript has a single exon.
CGAGCAAUCCCGAGCAACACAUACUCGGACCUCCAGUGCAGGACCAAUCAUGGACCACAACCAACAUGAAUGACUGGCCAAGCAACUUGGAGGCAAACUUCCUUCUCUUUGUACCUUCUCUUUGUAUCUGAACCUUGCACAAGGGUUCUUCCAGCCAAGUUCCCUUGUCGUGCAUCUGAUGUGCCCUUUCUACUCGGGACAAAUGCAACAAAGAAGGUGGUUCAUUUUCUUUCAAGAUAAAUGGAGGCUCUCCGACAGCAGACCGCUUGGCAGUCUCCCAUCCGAACAUCGUCCCGAACCUUCCAUAUCACCCGGAUACAGGAUCGAAGCACGCUAUCUUAGCACCAAUACAACACCUGGAGGCUGUCGCCACGUAACGCAAGGCCUCGUGUCUGCAGCCAGAUCGACUCUGGAUGCGUUAGGAAUCUGGUUGUUACGAGGUUGCGCGUUUUCACUCUUACGAGAGUAUACGGUGCCACGAUGGCGCUAUUGGAUCUCCCCGUCGAGAUUCUUCUCUUGCUGCCGGCUCAUCUUCACGACCUUCGAGCUUUAAUCAGCUUGAAAUCGACAUGCAGAGCUUUGCACGUCGCUCUUGAACAGACCUUACCCAACACUAUUUUGCGACUUGCCGUCCAAUCCGAUCCAAGACUGCUGAAAGCCAAGCGAACGCGGCCGUCGACACAUACUCUCGCACUCGCAGUUGCGGGCCAGGUAUCCGAUUGGGCCAUCGGAAAUAUUUCGCGCACGGAAAGACUUCAGCGUGCCUUUCUACAAGGCUCUCGCGGCAUCUUGAUGCUUGGGCUGGAAAUGGCAGGACUAUCCCUGGCUGAGCUCCGAGUGCUCUGUGGUGACGGCAGGCGUAGCAGGAACAUGUCGUCUACACUGGACCGCGUCGUGGCUUGCAUUGCACAAUGCCAUGGCGAUCGGGAGGACCGGGUGAUGUUGCGCAGUACAGGCAUGGCAGCCGACAUGGUCUACCACAUGGCAAUCUAUGGCGAACUCUUCAAGUCCACCAGGCUGGCAUGCUUGAACCCUGAAGCCAAACAUGCACGCUUCUCGGCUGAUGUACGGCAGGCGUACCUGAUGAAGUGGCCUGCACUGUCAGAAGCAACACCAACCCUGGCGCCGUUUCUGAAGCUGUUGAGUCUUCCCGAAAUUGAUGCUGGGCCGCGUUCAGACAUGACCGCAGAGGACGCGACGUCGGAAACAUUGGGGAAGAUCUUCCGGCGCGAGUUGGUUAGUCUGGCGAGCAACCAAGCAUGGCAGAUGAAGUGGCGGACCGCAUUGCAUGGCGCCGGAAUUCUCUCGAAGCAGAGCACCCCCGAGGAAGACUUGUUCUGGAUCACGACGAUGCAAAGCUGUGGCCUUGCGGGCCUGGACGCCUGGUCGACAAUGCAAUCUUCGAGAGCGGUCCGCUGCGACAACCUAGAAGCAGGGAAGUGGAUAGAGGAGAGGCGCAUCAUGGUCGAAGGGAUCCGACGCAGUUCACGACAAGUUCGAGACCGAGCGCUGCUCACAAGCAACGAGGACGACUGGCCUGACAUCUUUGAGGAUCUACGUCUGGUGCAGGCCAUGCAGCGUUCAGAUUCGGGGUAGGAGUGCCUGCAGCCCAAAAAGUCAGAUAUUGGGAGGGUGACUCGUCACCUUCGACGUGGACAUGACAGCUGCAUCUAAUUUAAUGACGCUUUGCAAACAACCACAUGGCACGCGUGCGUCGGCUACCGGCCCAAGGAAACGCGACGCCUUGCCAGGGUUGCGCAUAAACGCCAUUUCCGUAGGACCCCUGGGCUGAUCGCGAGAUCGGCAGCCUAUAAGAGGUGGAUGGGAGCAGGAAUAAGCAAAGGUGGUCUUGACGCAUGAAGUGCAUGGCGAGGGCUGUCGAUUGCGGCGCUGCAGGAUGGGAAUAAGAAACACGUCGGGGACAGUCGCAGGCUGCUUGUGGAGGAAGA